GCCCCUUUAUGCAAAUCAGCCGUGACGUCGGCGGAAGCCAGCGCUACGUCUCUUCUUCCGACAGAUAUUCCUUUAAAGGCGUAUUUAAAGCCCUGGGCUCAGUUGCAGGAGCAGCGGACAAACCUAUGCAACAAAAGCUGCCGCAGAGCCGAGCGACUCUCUGACCGCUUCAGCGGACACAAAAACACCGGAGCCGGCGGGUGACACGACCCGGCGAGGUACGACUACAGGGCUUAAGAUUGCAGCCUGGACCAAACGACAACGUCUCAGAGACAUUUAUGAAGCUUUCAAGGUUUUUUUGAUUGAUCAGCCAAUCGAUGGGGAUUUUCAGAGGAGCUCCGCCCACCUACGUUGCCUGCCCUCCUCCCCCUCCCCCCUCCCCCCGCGGCCUCUUCUUCGCCCACACGCACUCCGUCAUCCAGCCCGCCAUCCAGCCCUCCAUACACAAAAUGACUCUGGAACUCACCGAAUGGUCUUCUAUAUGGAUUUUUACUGCUUGUAAUAGACAGUAGGAAAAAGAGGGGGCAAAAAACCUCAAUGACAAAAAAGCCAUAAACAUACACCACACACACACCACACACACACCACACACACACCACACACACACACCUACACGUAUACAUGCAUGUACACAAACACACACCUGACACAAAAAGAAAGAAGCAAACGCACAAACUCACUCUUGGAAUGUACCGCUCACUCUUCCUGUGAAAAUUCAACUGCUUCCGUUAUUUUUCUGGAUUUUCUACAAGCCUUCGGAAAGCCGAUUUGAAUUAUUUUUUUUCGACUCUUGGUUAACAAAGGAGGAUUAAAACGUGUUACGGCUGCAGUGUUUUUGGAGGACAACUGAUCGCUGAUUGUUUUUCCUCAUUUACUUGGUCUCUGUAGCCUUUUUGAUUUUAGCAGGACACAGAGUUUUGUUUUUUAAUUGGUGAUUGUUCUAUUAAAGCAGAAAUAGAUGCUAACUACUACAGAGCCAGCAAGUUACUACACAGGUUACAAUUUGUAGCUUGUUCAGGUUGAAGUUACUUCCAGGAAGUCACUACUAGUUUUAAAGAAACUACAAGUACCUUGACACGAGUAGUUUGUGGAAGCAGGGAAGGAUUUUUUUUUGCUCGCUACAGGUUAUUUGUCAGUGUGUUCGAAAGAGUGCGCUUUUUUUCUCAUUGCUUGCAUGCCCUCCACCAUGCCUCCCCAGAACACAGAGGCUGACGCUAUGCAGGUCGGUUCUGUGGUGGGUGGGGUCAACGCUAAAAACUCCACAGCAGCAGCAGCAUCGGGCACGGACGAGGAGAAAGGAGGAGCAGGCGGCGAGACGGAUGGUUCAGGGAACGGAGGAGGAGGGGAGGAGUCAGCCAGCGAGGGGUCGAUCGAAGGCAUCCCCCUGAAGAGAUGGGUGAUGCACGGGGCCGUGAUGUUCGGCCGGGAGUUCUGCUAUGCCAUGGAGACGGCGCUGGUGACGCCCGUACUGCUGCAGAUAGGUCUUCCAGAGCAGUACUACAGUCUGACAUGGUUCCUCAGUCCGGUCCUCGGCCUCAUGUUCACCCCUCUGAUCGGCUCGGCCAGCGACCGAUGCACUCUGCGAUGGGGCAGGAGGAGGCCGUUCAUCCUGGCUCUCUGUAUAGGAACACUGAUUGGAGUGGCACUGUUUCUGAACGGAUCGCUGAUAGGUUUAUCCAUGGGCGACGAGCAGGGGAGACAACCAAUAGGAAUUGUUCUCACUGUGCUCGGCGUGGUGGUGUUGGACUUUUGUGCAGACGCAACAGAGGGACCAAUCAGAGCGUACCUGCUAGACGUGGCAGACACAGAGGAACAAGACAUGGCGCUUAACAUCCACGCCGCCUCAGCAGGUCUUGGUGGUGCGGUCGGCUACGCUCUCGGAGGUUUAGACUGGACGCACACCUUCCUCGGAGCAGCCUUCAAGUCUCAGGAGCAGAUCCUGUUCUUCUUCGCUGCCAUCCUCUUCUCUGUCUCUGUGGUGUUACAUCUCUUCAGCAUCGAGGAGCAGCAGUACUCGCCCCAACAUGACAGGCUGGACCAGGAGAGUCCUGAUCGUCCCAACACACAACCAUCGGCCAAUGGCAGGACUGGACUUCUCCCCCCUAAGCUGGAAUUGAUUGGAGAGGAUGAAACGAUGGAUAGCUAUGACCUCUAUGACCCUUAUGGAGAUGACCAGUCAGAGCGGGAUAUGGACAUGGACUUCCUGGAGGUGGAGCUUGUCAGGAGUAAAAGUGACAGUGUCCUUGCCAUGGCAGACGACACGCUCGACCACCUUGACCACGAUGCAUUGUUCCUGUGCCACCUGGAGCCUUCCAUCUUCGCUGACCGCCUCUCACCCUAUCACGGCUCGCCUCCAACAACCUCAUUCUUCAACCCCAAUCGCAGCACCCCACCACCACGGUUUGGCAACAUCAGACGCAGCAGCAGCAUAGGAAGUCAAGACCUGCUGCGCAUCCAAACCAACAACCACCAAACGCACGCUCCCAACCCCAGGAUAUCCCGCCUCUCCGCUUUCUUACAGGAAAUGGAAAAUGACGACGGUCAGGAGGAGUUGCUGAACAACCAGCUCAACGAGCAGCGGACGCUGAACGGGCGGCUAUUAGCCAGUGUAUCUAAUUCUGACAGAGUCAACACCAACAGACUGAGCUCCAAGGGUCAGGCACAUCGUGCUGGAAUGGUCAAAGCUGCCAGUACUGGAGCCCCCAUGCGUCAGCCACGUUACCGUCACACCUUCUACCGUCAGCCGUCCUGCACCUUCUCGUACUACGGUCGAGUUGGGAGCCACCGCUACCGCUACCGCCGGGCAAAUGCCGCUCUGCUCAUCAAGCCGUCCCGCAGCAUGAACGACCUGCAUGAAGUGGAGACCAGACACAGGAGGAGGAGGAGCAGACAAAGAAACAGACACCGCAGCGGAAACACCAACUCUUCCAGCGGGGAUACAGAGAGCGAAGAGGGAGAGGUUGAGACCACCGUGCGGCUGCUGUGGCUCUCCAUGCUGAAGAUGCCCCGUGAGCUGCUGAGACUAUGCGCCUGUCACCUGCUCACCUGGUUUUCCAUCAUCGCUGAAGCUGUCUUCUUCACUGACUUCAUGGGACAAGUCAUCUACCAUGGAGAUCCUACUGCUCCUGUCAACUCGACUUUGUUGGAAAAUUAUCACAAAGGAGUUCAGAUGGGAUGUUGGGGACUGGUGAUAUAUGCCAUGACUGCUGCUACGUGCUCAGCCAUCCUUCAGAAGUACCUCGACAACUUUGACCUGAGCAUUAAGGUCAUCUACAUCCUGGGAACGCUUGGCUUUUCCAUAGGAACUGCCGUCAUGGCAAUCUUUCCUAACGUGUAUGUCGCUAUGGUGAUGAUCAGCAGCAUGGGUGUCAUCUCCAUGAGUAUCUCCUACUGUCCUUAUGCUCUGUUAGGACAGUAUCACGAAAUAAAAGAGUACAUCCAGCACAGUCCUGGUAACUCCCGGAGAGGCUUUGGCAUAGACUGCGCUAUCUUAUCCUGCCAGGUGUACAUCAGCCAGAUCUUGGUGGCCUCAGCUCUGGGCGCCGUAGUAGAAGCUGUUGGCAGCGUCCGUGUCAUUCCCAUGGUGGCCUCCGGGGGCUCCCUCCUUGGAUUCUUCACCGCCUGCUUCCUAGUCAUUUACCCGACUCCAAACACCCGGGAGGGGGACUCAGCCAAAGCUUCAGAGAAACGGGCCUUGACGAUGCUGGAAAAUCCCAACAGCAACGAAGUGGCUGUUGCCGUGGCGAUUGAAAAACCCAGCUUCCUGAAACUCAACAAGAAGGGCAAGGCCACCACCACCACCACUUCCUGUCACACGGAGAACGAGUCAGCUCUGUAAUUGGCUGGCAAAGUCAACUGAUAAAAUGAAACUAAAUUGAUUAUUAAGAUUAUCGCUGUUGGAAUUUUUUUUUUUUUUUAGGAUGUGCCGACGUCCUCGUCAUGCUGGAGUUUAUGGACACAAAGAAGAGAGAGGAGGGCGGUUAGUUUGAGUUUGCUCCACCCUUGGUGUCUGUUCUUACUUUGACAGACUUUUUCUGAUUCGCCGUGUCUUGAUUUGCUGAAGAAAACAACUCACUCUGUCAUGGGACCAGUGCUACACAAGACCAACCUAUCCUACGAAAAAAAAAAUCAUUCUGGUCCCAGUGCUGUUUCAGCCGUCACCGAAAUCCCUUCUACUUAACCCUCAUGGACGUUUGAGUGAUCCGCCGGAGUUGUCCAAAAGUGAGAAAUUUAUUGGUCAUGAUUUAAAGGAGAGGAUGUCUCUGUCUCUCAGGUCCUCUAGGAGGUGCUACUGAGCAGCCGCCUGGACAGGAAACUUCAGGGGACUCACAUACACACACUAACUAACACACACACACACACAUGCACCUCUUCAUCUGGGGUCAACACAAUCAAAUGAACACCUGAAUAACGAACAUUGUUGAUGAACAUUAGUCCUCGAAGCUGCAAUCACUCAAAGAUGCUGAAAAUUGUUCUUCCUCGCUGUGGAAUCGGCUCGUUCCAAUUUACUCCCUGAUGCAGAAGCUGAUGGACGAGAGUGUGUGUCCGCUGACUUGGUGUCUCCAGCGGAGGCAUCGCGCUCACCAAAAUAAACCCAACAACACACUUGACUUUGCGGGACUUUUACAGCACUCUGUGACAGUAGCUUUAAGACUUUACAGACGUUUGAAAGUGGCAUUUCUGAAACCAAGAGCCUGAAGCCUGGUUCCUUUGGGGAAAAUGAUUGAUAUUGAAUCCCCAUAUUCAUUUUAUUUUUUCUUCUUUUUUUUGCCCUCCUCCAUGUGGAAGGAGCGCUUUAGCCUGGGCAGAGUUGACAAUGUUUAAGAGCAGAAAGUUGCCUGUGUAUUGAGAGUCGAAAACACAGAUGUGUAUUGAGUGAAAUUCCAGGAAAGAAGGAGCAUAGAUGCAAUAUGCUCGGUAUACAGGGCAUUAAAAUCCCAAAUAUUAUAUUCACGAUUUCCUGAGGGCCCAGAAUGAUGCUUGUGUUUGUUCUGAAUAAUCAGACUUAACCUACAUGCUGCAUGUUAGAGGAGCAGAGAAGAGAGAAACCAAACGGUAGGAGAGAAGAGAGAUGUGGAGUUCUCUCUCUUUCUCUCUACCUUCUUGCUUAUUUUUUUCUUUAGAAAAUGCUGUUAGCACAAUGUUUGUCACUAGAUGCACAUUAGCUGAGCCAUUGUUGAAAGUUGUUUGGAAUCCUCUUUGGAUUGGGGUGUUGGAUUUGUUGGUCUUAUGAUACCAGUAUCAGACUCUACCAGUAAACAUCAGAGUCUGGAAUGGGAUAGAUGAUUGGAUGAAGAAUGGAUUCUGGAUGUACAUAAGAAAAAUGUAUGAGAAACAUUUUGUUUCCAGAGCCUUUAUUAUGUCAGAGAAGGAAAAAUAUAUCCUUCUAGUGUUGAGAUUUAGUAGCCUAUAAUAUCAGGUUUAUGCUGGUGACUUGAGCCUGGAUGGAGGACGUACAGUCCUGCUUCAGGUGUCUUUGUCGCUACAUCUGUGUGUUGUGCUGAAUGGAUGUUCAGAAGAGGAAAGAUGGACGAGGCUUAAAAAAAAUAGAAAAUGCGCUUAUUCACUUUGUUACAGAGAGUAUAGAAUAGCGGAGACAGUUAGCUUAGCUUAGCUUAGCUUAACAUACAUUUGGUUACAUUACACCUGGCUAGCUGUUUCCAGUGUUUUUUAUAAUUUGGUACACAGAAUUAAUUGUUAACUGUAAAUUUAGAGAAUUUAAAUCUGGAUUGAAACUAAUUCCAAAUACUUUUUAGAUGCUUACUGUAAGUAUGUCGGACCCAAAAUUGCAUUGAAAGCUUUUGUGGAUUUGGGUUUCUAGUGGCUUUAAAGUCUUUGCAUAUUUCUUAAAAUCUUAGAACUUGUAUAAAAUUUGAAGUAUUAUAAAAUGCAUGUCUUAACUUCAUCCAAAAUGAAGUACAAUAGGUCAAAUCAAUCUUAAAUUUAGCCUCCUGAAAAACUAUUAAGAAUAAUUGACCAAAUUACAAAAUAUCUAGAUUAUAUUGCUUCAUUAAACUGGCGUAAGACAUGCCUCUGCUGUGCCAUUUUGCAUCCCUAACUCCAGUUUCUUUUAAAAUGGCGUUCACAAAAUGUCUGCGUCUGCUGUUUCAUGAGGACGGUCUGAUGGUGGAUGAGGAAGUAAAACUGUUGAGUUUAGCUCCACUUUGACCCUGUUAACGUUCAAACACAGUAAUGAGACGAAGAGCCCAAUCAUAAAAAUAUUGAAGUUACAUAUAAAUCAGUACAUGAGUGAUGCUGAGCAUAGGCCGAUAAUGUUGAAUGAUUAUAAUCUUUGGAAUGUUACAAUAGCAAACGUUGAUGUGUAAAAAUAUAAAGUUGUAGUUAGAAAGACAAAAUGAAAGAUUUCAGGUUUAAUUGUGUCGUUUGUUUUCUGACAAAUCAGAUGUUUAGUUGCAAUAACGGCCUCUGUUAAUCAGCCGGUGGAGGGGACUGUGUGGGGGUUGUGUGGACGGAGCAGGGUUUUUUUGGUUUUUGUUAGUGACCUUUCUGAAAGCCGUUCCAGGUGUUUUUUUUUCCCCCCUGCAUCUGUCGGGGUGAAAGGUCGAUGUGGGUCAGUUUUCCUUUCAGCUCAAUCAGCUGAAACAUGCAAAGGAGUCGAAAUUUAAAUUGCAGCGGGUUCACUUACUAAUGAAAGAACGUUUUAUUUAGGUGUGUAUCAGAGCGUCCAGUGAAGAAGGUUAUUUUUUUUAUUUUAUGUGGCUUUUGUUCACUUGAAUUGGUGUUUUUUUUAGAUUCCUUCCAUAAUUUCAGGUACAUUCAGUCAGUCCCAGAGCAGAGGACAGAGAGAGUAUUUUGCUUCCUGGGUUGACCCUGCUCUGGCUGUGGCGCUGGGACAAAAACAGCAGGGAUUGGACAAUGACAAAAGACGAGGAGGUACAGAUGCCAGAGUUUUGGACGGCUUCUGUAAACAGUAGGGCAAUAAAAUAUUCCGGAUUUUUUAAAAAAUGGACACGCAACUUCAGUUUAAAGGACAAACGUGAAGCUAAAAAAAAACUAAAAAACUUUGGGGUUUGGGAGUUUUGCAUGCGACAACAGCAAUAUGCAUGUGUGGAACACCAAAGUAUGACUCUGUACAAAUCACUCAAGCUCUUUUCUUUAUUGUCCUAAUAGGUCAGGGAUGUAUUUUCUAAUGCAUGGCUGGAUGUUUGUGUCUUUUUGUUUUGAAUUUUAACAUGUAAAAAAAAAAAACGAAACCAACAUGUACUCUUUAAGCUGAAGCAUUGUGCUCGGUCUGGGUCAGUACACUAUUAACAAGCACGUGACUUAAAAAAAAAAAAAAAAAAAAAGUCAGACAGCGCACAUCUUGCUGCUUUUCAACACGCGGAUGCUGAAAUGUUAAAAAGACGGGAUGUGUGUCAUCCAGAGCGACACUCCUUUUUUAAAAGUGUGGGCGAGAGAGAAACUCCAGGCCGUGAAUACUUGAAGUGCAACUUGAGUGUUUCUGUUCCAACGCAGUAGAAGUCUUGGAUUAUUAUUAUUAUUUUUUAUUCUUAACGUCCCAAGCCUUUUUACCACACACUCUGGAAUGUUCAGACAGCAGCUCGGCCUGCUGGGAGAAUAAGUUCUUACCUAUUGAUUCCAUCUUGUGACUUAAAUGUUUUUCUUUUUUUUUUUUUAAAGUCAAUGAAUGUGAAGUGAUUUCAGCCGAAAUCACUUUUGUUUUGAUGUUCGACAAGCCGGGACAGGGGUAGGGGGGACAUCUGACAUUGCACAGAACUUGCACAUAAGUUAAAAAAAAAACUAUUAAAAAAAACAUAGAAGUGUGUUACGAAAGGAAGAAAAAUAUAACUGUGGAUAUUUAUUUUAUUUUUUUUAGCUUUCUUGUCUAUAAAGACACUUUUCACUUAGUUUCCAAAAGGAUACAUUAAAGAUAUUCUAUUUACUGUUACAGGAGAUGUUACAGAAGUGGACUGGAUUGUUCGUGUGUGUGUGUGUGUGUGUGUGUCUGUGUGUGUGAGCAGUCGUCUCACAGCUGCUCACACGAAAAGGCAAGACUGUGUUCAAAAUGUCAUCUCAGUGUUUGUUUUUGGUUCUUGUUCUCUGUUCUUUGCAAUCACCUGGUUUACACUUAACUCUGGAAUCGAUGGCUGCAAUACCGGAGGUUAUUUACGAGUCUUUACUGUUCUGGUGUUUUAACUCGAUUUAGAAAAAUGUAUUUUUUUUGUUGUUGUUGAUGUUUAAAUUUUUUCAGGCAGAGCCACACACAAGAGUUUGGCCUUUGCACUUUUUCAGUGGCAGCCAUGACGGCUCCACCGUCCUGAUCAUUGAAUGAAUGUGGUGACGUGGUGAUGCUGUUUCUUGUUUCCAGCCAGCAGCUGCCAGUGGCAGCAGCGUGUCGGCCAUGCAGUUAGUCCAACCUGGCCAGACUCCGUGUGCGUGCGUGUGUGUGGCUCUGCCUCUGAGUAAACUGUGUGUUAAUGACCGAGGAGAGAGAUGCCUAUAUACUUUAAUCUUCACAGAGAUUAAAUCAAGAAGAAUACUUCAAGAAUGGGAAAUGCGCAGUGUACCAUAUAUAAUAUGCCUUGUUAUUUGAAAAAAAAGAUGUAAAUAUACAUAUUUCUCUUUUAGUUUCUUCUUUUUUGCUGCUAUAAAAAAGAUGAUUAUUUUUGUUAGUAGUUUUGUUUUCUAUAUAAAGACUGUAUAUAUCUCUAUGUUCUGUAAAUAUGCUUGAGCCUUCAUAUGUAGGACUCUGGAUGAACACUGUAUGGAACGCACCUUUAAAAUCUGUUCAGAAGUAAA
Messenger RNA from Larimichthys crocea (large yellow croaker), 8760 nucleotides. It is a transcript of the gene slc45a4a, whose product is annotated as solute carrier family 45 member 4a. Gene Ontology annotation, biological process: transmembrane transport. Gene Ontology annotation, molecular function: sucrose:proton symporter activity. The record is from RefSeq and is a predicted model, not a curated record. Lineage: Eukaryota; Metazoa; Chordata; Actinopteri; Sciaenidae. The coding region runs from base 1175 to 3838 and encodes 887 amino acids. The transcript is spliced from 16 exons. Gene Ontology annotation, cellular component: membrane.